Messenger RNA from Acanthoscelides obtectus, 333 nucleotides. Lineage: Eukaryota; Metazoa; Arthropoda; Insecta; Coleoptera; Chrysomelidae. The record is from the annotation of a GenBank genome assembly.
AUGAUGGAGGAAAUUAAAAGAGAAUUAGCAGAUUUGAAAGCAAACUACAGAAAAGACACUUAUUCAAAUGUGUUAAAAAAUAAAACAUCCGCGCCGGAUUCCAUUAAUAAGCCUAGUCUGCCUACCAUAAUAAUUAGGCCUAAAAGCCAACAAAAUAUAGGCAAGAAUAAAGAGGAGGUGCAAAGGUUGAUAAACCCAUGCGAAAUCAAUGUUGGAAUUAGAAAUAUUAAGGAAACUAAGAAAGGAAAUAUUGUACUAAAGUGCGACACAGAACAGGAGCUAGAAAGACUCAAGAAAUCAGCAGAAAGUAAACUAAAAGAUAGAGGAGCUUGA